UAAGCCAAAACGGUUGACAAAAUUCUUUUAAAACGGUAAAGUACCGAAUAACUGUGCACCUUUAUCAUGUGCUGUUAUCAAUACCUUUGAAAAUUGAUACUCAAAAACGUCAUAAAGAAAUGGUGGUUCACAAAAUUGUUGGCGGGGAAUUGUCCUCUUUCUGCCUGUCUUAGAAACUAUUAUCGGGUUUGCAAACAGUGCAGGCUCAUAGAUAGCUCAGCUAAUUUAUAUAAGCAUCGUCACUAAUUUUGUUGAGGAAUAUCUUUGUUAACAAAACCCAAGGGGUUACAGUAAAAUAAUUCAGUCUGUGAUAUUUUUGUGUUCUUAACGUACGUGUGUGUGAAUAAUAUGUGGGAAAAAGUGAUUUUAAGUGUGCUGUUCGUGACGAUCUCGGGACUUCAGUUUGCCAACUCGUUGACCUGCUUAAGCUGUGAUACACUCGAUUCGUGUCUGCAACCCAGUCAACAAGUCUGCAACGAUGCCACAGCAAAUGCCUCAAGUCUCUGGUUAGCGACAAUGCAUGCAGAUGUGCCCUUUAUUGCUCAUAGCGACAAGUUCAAGUGCAUGAACCUCACCUACGCUUUCAACCCGUCCAAUAUUAGAACCCAUGCAUUUCUGGGCUGCUUUCAUUCGGCAAUAGAUGUGUGCGAACUGAAGCUUAACAUCAGUCAUAGCAACACUUGGUACCAAAAUUGCCAUGUCUGCGAUUGGGAUCUGUGCAAUCGUAAACCUGCUGGUACUUUUAGCAAAAGUAGCUUUACCAUUCUUGCAUCUAUUCUCGGCCUUGUCUUGACAGCUAAAAUGAUUUAAACACAAAUAAUUUAUUUAAUGAAUAUUUUAAUUUUGCAUUUAAAUUUGGGUGAAUUAUAAUACAA
This is a messenger RNA of Drosophila nasuta, 875 nucleotides long. RefSeq lists its product as uncharacterized. The coding region runs from base 349 to 810 and encodes 153 amino acids. The transcript is spliced from 3 exons. NCBI's taxonomy places the organism in Eukaryota, Metazoa, Arthropoda, Insecta, Diptera, Drosophilidae. The record is from RefSeq and is a predicted model, not a curated record.